Molecule: messenger RNA, 1632 nt
Organism: Gilbertella persicaria
Lineage: Eukaryota; Fungi; Mucoromycota; Mucoromycetes; Mucorales; Choanephoraceae
Product: kinase-like domain-containing protein
Exons: 2
Coding region: 1-1632 (543 amino acids)
Biological process (GO): protein phosphorylation; intracellular signal transduction
Cellular component (GO): cytoplasm
Molecular function (GO): protein serine/threonine kinase activity; ATP binding
Source: RefSeq, a predicted model, not a curated record
AUGUCUUCUGAUAAUACCAUACCACAAGAAACCAAUAAUCUGCGUGUAAGCUUCAAUACAGACAACGAACAUGAAUACUCCAACUAUUACGCACCUCUCUCACAAAGCUACAACACGAAUAGUGACAUACCACCUCCACAGUCAAUAGAUUACACUGCUUUUCAACGGACUGUCAAUACCACAUCUAACCUGGAUUAUGGCAUACCAACCAACGAUAUCAACGAUCAAUCUCGCUCUCAUGAUUCUGAAAAAGUAGUUGAAGUAGCACCUAAUGAACGUUAUGUUCGUCUCAAUACACUACUGGGUAAAGGUGCUUACAAAGUGGUCUAUAAAGCGAUUGAUCGAGAAGAGGGUUAUGAGGUAGCUUGGAACACGAUGCAAGCUAUGCAAUCUCCCAAUAACAAGGACCUAGAACACGAAAUACAGAUUCUCAAGUCAGUACGCCAUCCGAACAUCAUUGCAUUUCAUGAUGCUUGGUACGGUGAUAACGAAUUCGUGUUUAUUACUGAACUCAUGACGUCGGGUACGCUUCGAGAAUAUAUUCGUAAACUGGCUCCUUUGCCUAAUCUCAAGAUUAUCAAGCGAUGGUCUCGACAGAUUCUGAAAGGUCUUGCUUAUUUACAUGGUCAUAACCCACCUAUUAUUCAUCGAGAUAUCAAGUGCGAUAACAUAUUUAUUAAUGGUGCUCAUGGAGAAGUCAAGAUUGGUGAUAUGGGUACAGCAGAGAUGAAGUUGGGCAAGAAAUACACAUUGAUUGGCACACCUGAAUUCAUGGCACCAGAAAUGUAUGAGGAGCAAGGGUAUAAUGAAAAAGUGGAUAUCUAUGCUUUUGGUAUGUGUCUGUUGGAAAUGGCUACAGGUGAAUAUCCUUAUGGUGAAUGUAAAAAUGCAGCGCAAAUCUAUAAAAAGGUGUCUUCUGGCAUUAAACCUGCUUGCUUGUCUCGAGUACAGAAUCCAGAAGUACUUGGUGUGAUUGACAAUUGCCUUGGAAAUGAACAUGAACGCAUGUCAGCACAAGACAUUCUUGAGCAUUCAUUCCUAGCAGUUGAACCUGAUGUUGUCUUGUUGGCUGCUGAUCCAGACAACAUUCACUUGACAUUGCAAGUUGUCUUUAAAGGCAUGGAUAAACUCUCUGUCAAGUUUGAUUUCAAUGUCGAGACAGACACAGCUGAGGAAGUAGUACGUGAAAUGAUUGAAGAACAAGUUUUGCCUGAACGAUACCAGCACCAUAUCACUAAAGAAAUCAACCGCAUUUUACGUGAUAUUGAAAAACCCUCAGAGUCAGAACAAGCAGAACAAGUGCGUCGAUCUGUCUGGAGAAGGGAAAGUGAUAUUCGAAAUGAACUGGACCGAACAAGGGAAGAGUUAAGCCAUGCCACUGAUCGUGUGUUAGAAGUAGAGCAGAAAUGCAAUGACUUUGAAUCAAGAGCACAAGCAGCUGAAUCAAGGUAUAAAAAUGCAUUGCGUAGUUUAAGAGAACUGGAAGAACUCAAGACUGCUUCCAAUACUGAAAUGUCAGAUACAAUGGCAAAUAUGACACUGAAUGGCGGCCAUCCUGAUGACAAAGAACGAGAGAAAUUAGUGAAUCAUAUUCUAGAUGGUGAGGGAAUCGACAAGAUAGAUAGACAUUAA